AUGGUGAGUGGUCAAAAUACCCCACAGGCUGAACUGACUGCAGACCUCCGAGCCACCGCAAAAGCCCAGGAGGAGAUGAGAAAGGAUAUAGUUCAAAUCAAGAACAUACUAGCAGCUCCAGCUGUAAAGCCCGCUGGGGCCAACAGUCUAUUCUACACUCAAGUUUUGCAGAAACCAUACCUUCUGAGAACACCAAUGCAAACCAGACCCUCAAGCAGACUAUGUGAGAUCCUGAUUAAAAUAGGAAAUACUGCCUCAGGAAAUGAAAUACAGACAGCCUCAGAAGAAACAAUCAAAGAAAAGAUCAAUAAAACACUAGAAAAAAAUCAAGUUCAGGAUCUGAAGGGUGUAAAAACCCUAGCUAUAAAGCAACACUCAAGUAGAGACAUCACACUGUACACAAAUGAUCAGGACACAAUAAGAAAAAUACAGAUAUACAAGAAGAAGUAA
This is a messenger RNA of Paracoccidioides lutzii Pb01, 450 nucleotides long. RefSeq lists its product as hypothetical. The transcript is spliced from 2 exons. The coding region runs from base 1 to 450 and encodes 149 amino acids. The record is from RefSeq and is a predicted model, not a curated record.